Messenger RNA from Durusdinium trenchii, 2419 nucleotides. The record is from the annotation of a GenBank genome assembly. NCBI's taxonomy places the organism in Eukaryota, Dinophyceae, Suessiales, Symbiodiniaceae.
GUUUUAGGCUCAUUGCCCCUUGCCUGCACAGCCAUGCCCUCAAUGGAGAUUUCCUAAGGUCCUACUGCGAAUACAACAAACGGUAACUUUACAAAGCAUCAACACCUGCUGCGUGGUCGUGCAGCUUCACUGAUGUAAUCGCGUUCCAGUCUUUUGUUGUGGCCUUCGACAGAGCUAGCAGAGCCCUUUUGAAAAAAUAACAGCUUUCGGUAGGGCCUGCAGGAGCAAGUAGCAAAUAGCAGCAGUGGAAGAACACUAAAAGAGUCUUUCACUUAGGCUCAGCGCAGAGUGCACUGAACAUGCACAAUUCAUCAUUUCUUCGCUCGUGCCGAGCAGCGUUGUCUCUUCUCAACUCUGAGAGGAGUCAGGCGUUUCUCUUCUAGACUAGGAGGGAGAGGAGUAGGCGAAAAUCAGUACUGCACUGUACUUUUUCCCCGCUUGAAAUUUAGCUGACCACACCUUUUGUUUUGUCUGUUCACUGGCUGGUGAAUCAUGUUGCAUGUGCUCAUCGACAUCCAACGCGGCAUUGCAGUUCGUCAUUGCACGGCGUCAGUGAAAUGGCUCAGAACCUACAGAAUUCUUGGCCAUUUGCGAUGCGGCCUCUCCCUUGGUGCUACUUAGUCGCCUUGUGCGCAUGUGCAGAGGGGCAGCUUGAUGUCAGGCUCUCAAGGUGGCUGCAAGCUACAUCUGCGGUGCCCUCACAGGAGGCUGAGUUGGCAGAGGUCCGAAGAGAGGAGUUUUCAGAAGAAGGACAAGGAGUGUCUUAUACAUUGCUGAGCACUACAGCCUUUUCUCUGAUGGCAGUGUACUUGGUGAACUGGAACGACGAUGAUGUCAGACGCUACGCUUGGGAUGUCAUCAGUAUGGCACUGUCCAUUUUCACAUCUUUGCUUGCCUUUGUCAACCUGACAAACUGGCUGGAAGGGCUCGUCAAUGCCGAUGCUGAUGUGGGAGUGCGGUGCAUGCUUGGGUAUUCAAUGUUCAUUCUCUGGUUUGGAGCUCUUCUUGUGGCAAUAGGCUUCUCAUCAGGGGUGCUUUGCUCCACCAUACCGGAUGAAGAGUUUGAGAUGGAAGACUGGGUUGUUGAAGACGAGAUGCUGACAAGUCACAAGGAUCUGGUCGAUGCAUCUCGCAUUGUCUACAAGCGCUGGGGCCGGGCUAUUGCAACCGACGAUGACAACCAUCCGGUCUUUUGCAGGCAACGGAACUUGGCUAUGGAAGAGAUCGAGGGUCGAAUGCGGAGCCUGCUGGUCUUUUUCUCUCAUACAACAGCGUUUGCGGCAACAUAUGCUGGAGUGGCGCUGAUGCACGUUUCCUUCUUCGCCCAAAAUGCUCUGUGCAGCUUGUUGGCCGUGGUAAUCAAUUUGCUCGGAGUUUUCCUUGCUUUUCGGUUCGCUGAGCUUUUCACUUGCAGGGGCAAAAUGGAAAAAUUAGUCGACCUGUUCUUCGAAGCUGUGGAUGAUGCUGAGAUUGAUGUUCUUGGCUUGUCAGCUUCAUAUUUGUUGGUCUCCUGUUUGGCCUUCGGUAUUACUGGCAUGCAGAGCAACUUUGAACUCUACCAGAUGCCGUCCUCCCUCAGUCUCAACAGGGCUUUGGCAAUCUUUGCAAGUGGCUUGGCCAUUCUGGUACUCUCUGUCGUGCUUGUUGUCACAUGGAGGAGAAAGCCAAACGAGACUGCUUGGCGAACCAAGACCCGUGAACUUUCACAAUCAGCACUUUCGUUGGUCUUCAGCUGGUGCGCUGUACGAUCCGUCCAGUGGACCAUCGUUGACUUGUGCAAGAAGCAAGUGGUGACUUUGCUGCCGGCAUCUCUUGUCGUGCUCCUCGCUUCCGCUCUGACUAUGUCUGCAGCAUCGUUUGUUCUUAUCCUCCCUUUGGACAAAAUUGAAGAUCGGGUACGAAGUCUUGGCGGAGCUGGGCGAAUAUUCAAGGAUGUCAUCAUCGCUUUGGGAGUGGUUGUUGGCGUCUCUUGGGAGCCCGUUUUCAACAAGUCCGUUGCAGUGGCCGCUCAUUCGUUUUCAAACCCACCAGUGGUUCGCCUUCUCUUGUCGGCGGCCAUAGUGCUUUUGCUGCUUCCUGCAUGGAAGAGGUUUGUCCUCACGAAGCAAAUCAGCUACACAGAAACGCGAAGUGAGCGACGGAGCCGAUCAUACCUGACCAAAGACCAGGAUGUUUUGAAUCCACCACAGUCAAAACAAGAGUUUAGAGGCUGUGGCUUCGCGUGAGAGCUGACUGAAAAUCUCACCAUGUAACAAAGCACAUCACAAAGUGGAUGUAGGUGCCAAAGCUUGCACCGAAUAACCGAGUUUGGGGGUUUCAGAACAAUUUCGGAGAUCAUUGAACCAGUCAAGCACAUCAAGCACAUUGGAGUUGUUCCAAUUGCUGGAAGAUUGUCGGACCAUGGCAAACGCCAUGAGUC